GGCGGUUAAGUUGGAUGCGGCGCGGAAAGUCGGGCCCUGAGGGAGGGCGCGCGGGAGGGCGGCGCUCAUUGGCUGGGAGUGCGGACGGACCCCGUAGAGAACCGCGCGCAGGAGCGCCGGAGCCAAUCGGGGCGGCCGGCGCCUGUUGCUGGGCCCGAUUCCCGAGGAGUCGCCGGGACGGGAGGGGGCUGGGGUUCGGCCCGGGCCCGCCCUGCCAGGUGCAGCCAUGCAAGAAAGCAUACGUUUUGCUUCAGCAGGAGAUGAUGUUAAAAUAUGGGAUUCCUCGUCUCUAACUGUGGUGGAGCAGUUCAGCCCACACGCACCCCCACAUCCAGUCAGCUCGCUAUGUUGGGCCAGCAAUAAUAGAUACCUGGUCACUGCUUCUGCUGCCGGUGAUAAAAUAGUUGUUUCAAGCUGUAAAAGCAAACCUGUUCCACUCUUUGAAAUUGCUGAAGGGGCAAAACAGACAUGUGUGAGCUUGAAUUCUAGUUCUUCAUAUAUUGUGAGUGGAGGCCUUGAUAACACAGUUAAUAUCUGGGAUCUGAAAUCCAGAAAGGUUUACCGUAGCAUUAAGGAUCAUAAAGAUGAAGUCACCUGUGUUACAUAUAAUUGGAAUGAUUGCUACAUUGCUUCUGGAUCUUUGAGUGGUGAAAUUAUCCUGCACAGCAUUACUACCAAUUUAUCAAGUACUCCCUUUGGUCACGGCAGCCGUCAGCCUAUUCGACACUUGAAAUAUUCAUCCUUUAAGAAAUCCUUGCUGGGCAGUGUUUCCGACAGUGGCAAUGUAACUCUGUGGGAUGUAAAUAGCCAGAACCCGUAUCACAAUUUUGAAAACACUCAUAAAGCACCAGCUUCGGAAAUCUGCUUUUCUCCAGUCAAUAAGCUGCUGCUUGUAACUGUAGGUUUGGAUAAAAGAAUUAUUCUCUAUGACACUUCAAGUAAAAAAUUACUGACAACAAUAGUAGCUGAUUUUCCUCUGACAACAGUAGACUUCAUGCCUGAUGGUACUACUUUGGCUAUAGGAUGUUCCCGGGGAAAAAUCUGCCAGUAUGACUUAAGACAAUUGACAUCACCAGUGAAAACAGUUAUUGCUCACAAAGGCUGUGUGAAAUGCAUACGUCUUCAGUUCAGUAGCACUUUUUCCAAGUCUAACCUUACAGGUUCUUCAAAUAAACCUGUAUCCAAAAAAGCAGAAGCCAAAGCUGGUAGUAAUCCUGGAGGAAUUCAAAAUAUUGGCAUAAAAAAUGUUGCCUCUCAAGCACUAGCAACAGUUUCACCUCAUCUGACAUUGCCAAGUGAGAAUAAGGGAGGAGAGGUUCUUCAAGAGAAAACAGGCUUUCCUCAUAGUUGCAGCUUGGAUGUGAUUCCAUCUAAAGAAACAGAUCAUGGGAAAAGUGCUGCUUUAAAUAACGUUGAUGAUUUGGGUCGGAGUAGUUUUGGAGAUGUGUUUUCUCCAGUCAGAGACGAUGUUAUUGCAAGUAAAGCGAAUGAAGAUCCUCAAGGAAAAGGAGAUGUUCUAGAUUUUCAGUCCUACCUUCUGGGUUUGGAUUUUCUCCCGCAGUUCACCACUGCCUUACCAGUAAAAAGAAACCCCGUGGGCAGUACUGCACAGGGAAUACGGUCCAGCCCAUUACACGCACUUGUGGGGUCUCCAGUUAAAGAAGAGGAAGGACAUGUAGAGACUGACACUAGGAAAAUAAAUCUUGGAAAGCAAGAAUCUAAAGAAGUCUUAAAGCAGCUUUCAAAAUCAAGCUCAUCAAGUGCAGAAUCUGUUACUUUAAGUCCUCCACCAUCAUCCACUGCUGUAAAGGCUCCUGAUACAAAUGAGAGACUAGUGAAGAAUAUUCAGGCCCAUCCUGCAUAUGAUCUACCAGUAAAUGGUACUACCUCAACAAGUCCAAAGAUAACGUCACCUGUCACUGCUGGAGUUGCAAGUUCACUGUCAGAAAAAAUAGUAGAAACCAUUGGGAGCAGCAGACCAAAUGCACCUCUGACAUCAAUCCAAAUAAACUUCAUUCAGAAUAUGAUACAAGAAACAAUGGAUGACUUCAGAGAAGCGUGUCAUCGAGAUAUUGUGAAUUUGCAAGUGGAGAUGAUCAAGCAGUUCCAUAUGCAGAUGAAUGAAAUGCAUGCUUUACUUGAAAGAUAUUCUGUAAAUGAAAGCUUAGUAGCUGAAAUAGAGAGACUACGAGAGGAAAACAAAAGACUGAGGACUCACUUCUGAGAGAUUUACACUGCUAAUUUUAUUAGCAUGAACUCACUACAGGCUUAUGACAGAUCAUCCAUCAGUACUGAAGUAUUGUACGAAGAACUGCUAUCAUUUUGAACAUUAAUAUUUUAUUCUGUAUUAAUGGUCUAAGAUACUAUAGAUAAUUAUAAAAUUUGUAACAGAUAAACGCUGUGUAAAGAAUGUUUGCCUAGUCCUGCUAACCACCUUGAAAUACAUCCUUCUAACAGAAAAACGAAAAGGAUAAGUACAUUAUCAGAGUUUUAGCAAUAUGUGAAGUGCCUUUUUGUAAACAAAAUCAAACCAGAACAGAUGCCUUUUCUGUAAGAAUUUUUUGAUAUAACUACUUUUCUAUCUACUGCGGUCAGAAACAAUCAUUGUGUCUUGCCUUUCUGAUAUUUUUCUUGGAGAAAAAGGGGAGAAAAAGCUCAUCUACAUGAUGUGGAGCCUUGUUUAUAAGGAGCUGAAAAGUACAGUAUUCAUUUUAUUCAGUUGGCAACUCUUCUAUUCUGAGUAAAGCUAGAGCUUGAAAAUACUCCCAAAUUCAGUGCCGUGAUCUUUCUUAUUAUAUUUGUAAGUCUGAAAUUUGUGCUUGUCUGCUGUGAACUUUGAUGUUGCAAAUGCUACUUCAACUGCACAAUGAGAUUUUUGUUACAACUUUAGCUAUGAAACUAGAGCUCUUUUUAUUUACAUUUAUUUGAAUAUUGUCACAGCUUGUCCAAUUUGAAUGCAACUUUAGACUUUAUAUCCAGCCAUGAAUAAUGUAGCACUGUAAAUGCGGUCUUUCAGUCCUUACCUCGAGCAUUUUUUGCCCCCUCUCCCCCUCCUUUUCAUUUGUAGUGGACAACACUUAAUAUUGAGCAGUUGUAUAGGUUUGAAUCUUUGUGGAUUAGUAUCAUUGCGGCCUUUUUGAGGUAGCUGCAUACCAAAUCUAACUAGUGUCUUAGUUGUAUGAUCAACAUAAACAUGAAAGAGAAAUCAUUACUUCACUAGUAUAACGAUGUCAUACUAGUGUGUAAACAUUUCUGAAACGAAGCUCAAUAUGAAGCCUUUAUUUGUGCCAAGAGGUUAAAUUAAAAUGUCAGCUUUAAUUUAAAAAUAAAAUUAAAAUUUUAAAUUAAAUUAAAAAUUUCACUGGAAGACUUCUACAAGUGCUUCUUGCUAUUUAAAUUGUUCUAGAGGCUUCUUAAUUUUCUCAUUUGGUUGUUUCUUUUCACACAAUCAAAACUCAAACAAGGCAAGUCUGACAACAUGGUGAGUUAACUAGUUAUAACAUCUAGUGUUAAAUCCAUGAUGGCACUCUUCUACUAUACAAGAAAACCAUACUAUGUAGUAUAACUUAUUUGUAUAUGUUGUAAAACUUAAAAAAACCCUAUAUCUAUACCCUUUCUCUAACUUUUUUUAAAAAAGAGACUAUUCCUUUUUUUCACAUCAGUUAACGGCAAAUACAAUCUUGUAGCAAAAUGAGGGUGUUCAAGUAGCCUUUAAUAUUAGGGACAGGACUUCAAAUGUCUGCAGUUCUGCUGCUUUUAUAAGUUUUUAAAAAUACUUCUGUAUCACAAUAACUUCAUGGUGAGACGGAGGAAAGUAUAUUAAUUUCUUAUUAGUAACUUAACACAAUGUAGAGAUUUUUUUAAACGUUCAUAGGAUGUGUAUGUUCAACACAUUGAACACACAGUUUAUGGAGACAACAGUAGUUGAAGGUAGCAAAAAUAUCUUGCCAUUCUUCUACAUGCUUUGCAGUGUUAAUGAAGUAACCUUGCGUAUUUGCAUCUUCUUUGUUCGUUCCCUAAGUGCUCUUGCUGUUAUACCCAGAUGACAGCAGGGAAUCAGACAGGUGGUAUCUUGGGUAUUUGGCUUGUAGAUAAUUUGUUUUCUUGACUCAGAACUGUAUAAUGUUUUUCUUAAUUCCCAAAUGGAGGUGAUAAUAGCAAGAGUGAUUAAAAGGACACAUUUUGGACUUUAUUUUUAAGAUUUUUAGGGCUUUUUUCCAUGUCUCAGGAUUACUGUAGCGCAAGUGGCUACACAUGCUGUGUGGAGACCCAAUAUGCCUAUAGUGGCAUAGUUUGCCUUGUACACAAAUCUGAUUUGUAUGUUAAAAUAAAGCUUGGUUUAACCUUUUUGAGAAAAAAAAAAAAUAAA
This is a messenger RNA of Columba livia (rock pigeon), 4369 nucleotides long. It is a transcript of the gene NEDD1, whose product is annotated as NEDD1 gamma-tubulin ring complex targeting factor. Gene Ontology annotation, molecular function: gamma-tubulin binding. Bases 227 to 2224 code for a protein of 665 amino acids. Gene Ontology annotation, biological process: mitotic cell cycle; microtubule nucleation. The transcript is spliced from 15 exons. The record is from RefSeq and is a predicted model, not a curated record. NCBI's taxonomy places the organism in Eukaryota, Metazoa, Chordata, Aves, Columbiformes, Columbidae. Gene Ontology annotation, cellular component: pericentriolar material; ciliary basal body; spindle pole.